AUGUCACUUCAUAGCAUUAAUCAACAUGAUGAACUUACAUAUCAACCAAUUAAUAUUCAUGAUGCAACUACUCGUGAAAUUUUGUUACCUCAAAAAUUAUUACUCAAUCCGAAACCAAUCUCUUCAAAAUCAAUUACAUUCCUUGAAAAUAUUAAAGCGAAAAAAUCCAUCGACGUAUUUUCAUUAGGUUCCAUACUUUAUUAUUUAUGUACCAAGAAAUUAUUAUAUGAUAAUAUUGAAGAAUUGGAAAAAUUGGUGAGAGAGAAGAAAAAGAAAAUAAGAAAAAAGAUAGGAAAAACUAGGGAAGACUAUAAUAUAGAAAUUACAAUUCCAAUAUGGACAGAAACAUCAGAUGAGAAUAAAAAUUGGUUAAAAGAGGUUAAAAAGAUGCAUCAUACUUUGCACAAGAUAUUUGAUGCAGAAAUAAAAGAAGCAAAUUAUAAGAAAAUUAAAGAACAAAUUAUUAAAAGAAAUAAAAACUUUUUGGAUAACAAAAAAAUAGUUAUUCAAAGUUUACUAAAUAAAGAAAGACCAAGAAUAGUAACAGAUAGUUUAACCAGAAUAACCAACAAACAAAUUGAAGUAAUAACAGAUCCAGAAGAAAUAAAACAAGAAAUCAAAAAUGUAUUUAGUCAUUGGAUCACACCAAAAAACAUAGAAGAUCUGAAUCAAUACCAAGAAUGGAAACAGACCUACAAUCAAAAUAAUGAAAUACGAGAGGAAUG
Diversispora eburnea is the source of this 725-nucleotide messenger RNA. The record is from the annotation of a GenBank genome assembly. NCBI's taxonomy places the organism in Eukaryota, Fungi, Glomeromycota, Glomeromycetes, Diversisporales, Diversisporaceae.